AUGUCGACUGAAUUUCCUCUCCAGCAACACCGCGCCGGUGGUGGCCAUCCAAGCGGCGAACGCAAAGGCAUUCAAGAGAAGCUAGACGAAUCUCUUUUGGGUCACCUCUCUCAGCUCUUCAACAAAUAUGCCACCACAAAAAACACGUGGACACAAGAUCAGAUUAGCAUUUUUAUGCAGCACGUGCAAGCCGAGGAUCCCAAUGGUCUAGCAAGCUACCUCAUCGACAAAGACGAGCUGGAUCUCUUCGAACUGAUCAGAUACAUCACCUCGCCAUGCGGCAACGUUCUCGAAAUGGCGGCUCCUCAGGACUUGUCGUGGCCGCUGAGCAGCUACUUCAUCAGCUCAAGUCACAACACCUACCUCACCGGAAACCAGCUAUCAAGCGACUCCAGCGCCGACGCUUACAGGGAUGUCCUCCUCCGUGGAUGUCGCUGUAUCGAAAUUGAUGUCUGGGAUGGCGAGGAGCGAUACAAGCCCGGGUUCAACCCCGAUGGAGAAAACGAAAACGGCACAAACAACGCACCAACCAAGCUUAGUCGGAGGGACAAAUUAGGCAUCAAGGUUGGCCGUUGGAUCAUGAACAAGUUUGACCCUGUGGACCCAGAAGGCAGGACCGCCGAUGACAGGCUUUCGGACAUUAUUGGGGCGGAGCCACGGGUUCUCCAUGGCUUCACUCUCACCAAGGAGAUCCUUUUCCGCGAGGUUUGCCAAGUCGUCAAGGAGUACGCCUUUGUCACGUCGGAUCUGCCACUCAUUGUCAGCCUGGAGGUGCACUGCACUCCACUACAGCAGGCCGCCAUGGUCGAUAUCAUGGAGGAGACUUGGGGAGAGUUCCUCCUCCCCGAGCCCGAGCUAGAGCCGGCUUCCUUAGCGUCUCCCGAACAGCUGCGCAGAAAGAUUCUUGUCAAGGUCAAAUACGUUCCGAAGGAUAGGGACGGUGCCGAAAGCAUCAAUGUAGGCUUGGACGACGACAGCAGCAGCAUCCUUGAUGUCACAACGACAGAAGGAGGCGAGAAGAAGGCCGUGAAGGUCAAGCCGCCCAAGGUCGUCUCUCGCCUCAGCCGUUUGGGCAUCUACACGCGCGGUAUUACCUUCAAGUCUCUUGAGCAAGCCGAAGCAUCGAUGCCGAACCACAUCUUUUCCCUUUCGGAAAAAACGGCAUUUGCUAUUCAGAGAAGGAUGCCAAAGGCCUUGUUCUCUCAUAACAGGGACUUCCUCAUGAGAACCUACCCACACGGCAUGCGGGUUGACUCCGGGCGUGCAGGUUGUUGCGCUGAACUGGCAGUCCUGGGAUGUGGGCAUGAUUCUCAAUGA
Messenger RNA from Colletotrichum scovillei, 1317 nucleotides. RefSeq lists its product as uncharacterized. The record is from RefSeq and is a predicted model, not a curated record. NCBI's taxonomy places the organism in Eukaryota, Fungi, Ascomycota, Sordariomycetes, Glomerellales, Glomerellaceae. The transcript is spliced from 2 exons. Gene Ontology annotation, molecular function: phosphatidylinositol-4,5-bisphosphate phospholipase C activity. Gene Ontology annotation, biological process: phosphatidylinositol-mediated signaling; lipid metabolic process. Bases 1 to 1317 code for a protein of 438 amino acids.